Rotaria socialis is the source of this 1284-nucleotide messenger RNA. NCBI's taxonomy places the organism in Eukaryota, Metazoa, Rotifera, Eurotatoria, Philodinida, Philodinidae. The record is from the annotation of a GenBank genome assembly.
AUGGAGAUUAAUUCAAUGCUAACUCCAAAUAUGAAACAAUUCCUGAUUAAACAGCAGAACAUAAAAUCUGUCUUCGAUGAAAAGGGCCUUGAUGGGGUUAUCCAUUAUGUAACUGAGCUCAGUGAAGAAUGGAAGAAGCAAAAAGUUUCAAUCGCUCUCGUCGGUCAGAGUGGUUCCGGUAAAUCAACGCUGAUCAAUCGUUUUCGUUCUCUGUUACCCGACGAUGAAGGUGCAGCAGAUGUAGCCGGGGGCAUACGUGAAUGUACCAUAGAAAUUGACGAAUAUACAAUGAAAGAUACAAAUGUAAUCUACUAUGACCUGCCUGGUGUCGGCACACGACGUUUUCCGUUUCAUGACGAACCCUCACAACUGGCCUAUACAAAGAAAUUUGAGUUAGAAAUCUACGAUUGCUUUAUAAUUGUUGUACGUGGACGAUUUACCGAAGACGAUUGGAACCUGGCUCGGUAUAUUAGUGAACGAUUGAAACGAAGCUAUUCUUUCGUACUCACCCAUGUCGAUGUAAUGCGACAGGAUUUCAAGUAUAGAAAAUAUGAAAAAACUUACGGUUUUUCCUAUGUCAAAGAUAAGAUACGUGAAGAUAUUCGUUACGUACUUCGAGAUGCAAAUCCGGAUAAAAUAUUUCUAAUUUCAAAUCAAAUAAUUGAAUUAGAAGAAAGUGGAGAUUAUGUGUAUGACAAUAAUCCAGAAUACGAAUUUGAUCGUCUCGUUCAACAGAUUCAUCGGGGCAUGGCAACGAACAAGAAAGCCGAAGCCUUUAUUAUGUCUACAAAAUCGAUAAGUGAACAUGCAAUACGAGUUAAAGCAGACGUUUUACGAAGUUACGUCAAAUAUUGGUCUUUCUUUUCUGGUGCGGCAGGUAGUAUUCCAUUACCAUUGGUUUCAACGGGCAUUGAUUUAUCUAUUUUUAUGAGUAAUGCGCGUAUUUAUUACAAUUCAUUUGGAUCGAAAGGAAGUGAUGCACUAAAGAAAUUAAUAUUGGACGAAGGCACUUUAGAGGAACAGAUAGAUCAUAUAUUGACAGCUAUCAGCUCAAGUCUAGGCGCAAAAAUGAUGGCUGGAGUAGCAGGAGCAAUGCUCUUUGAAGAAACACUGAAAUUUAUACCAUUGGUUGGAUCUGUGGCUGGUGUUGGACUUUCCUAUGCAGCUACAUCCAAUUUAUUGCACUCUUUGAUUGAUUAUUUUGAACACGAUGCAUUACUAAUGAUCAAAGCAAAAGUCAUUACGGAUGAUUCUAGUUCGAAAUUCAGACAUGACGACCUAUAA